Drosophila persimilis is the source of this 567-nucleotide messenger RNA. It is a transcript of the gene Lamtor4, whose product is annotated as ragulator complex protein LAMTOR4 homolog. The transcript has 2 exons. Gene Ontology annotation, biological process: cellular response to amino acid stimulus; positive regulation of TOR signaling. The record is from RefSeq and is a predicted model, not a curated record. NCBI's taxonomy places the organism in Eukaryota, Metazoa, Arthropoda, Insecta, Diptera, Drosophilidae. Gene Ontology annotation, molecular function: guanyl-nucleotide exchange factor activity. Gene Ontology annotation, cellular component: Ragulator complex; lysosome.
AAAAUAUAUUUUGAAAUGGAUAAAGAAAAGCUAAUUGCUCCCAAUCAGAUGGGAUACCUGAUCCUGAAGGACGAUGGCAACCUUCUGGAUUCGGGGGGUGACCUGAAGAACGACGACCGUAGUGCGAAUGUGAUAAUGGGGCUUCUGAAUCUGACGGACAGCAUCGAUGAGGACUUUAUGCCCAACAGUAGCUGCGAGAGGAUCACCAUCGACUACGACCAGCACUACUACAGUAUAUGCAUGUCCAAUCGGCGCAUCUACGUCGUAAAGCUAAGCAAGACGCACACGCAGAAUGGAGCCACCACGAGCUCGUCGUCUUCCACGUCCUACAACGACGCCGCCGAGGGCAACAACAUUAGCAGCUCCACGGUGCUGGCUUGAAAACUACCGACCAAUGCCCAUUCCACGUGCAGGUUCUGCCGGAGAUACGAGGAGCGCCGGCCAGGAUCGGGGCAGCGGCACUACAAUUGGCGAACGCCCUUCGUUUACCUCAUACUGCUAUUUAUUUGUCAAAGAAUACAUCAUCUGUGAGCUCCUGUUCAAAUAUACGCUUCGCCUCUUGGGUCA